Messenger RNA from Cutaneotrichosporon cavernicola, 1641 nucleotides. RefSeq lists its product as uncharacterized. The transcript has 2 exons. Bases 1 to 1641 code for a protein of 546 amino acids. NCBI's taxonomy places the organism in Eukaryota, Fungi, Basidiomycota, Tremellomycetes, Trichosporonales, Trichosporonaceae. The record is from RefSeq and is a predicted model, not a curated record.
AUGUCCAUGCUCGACGUCGACACGUCCUCGACAAACCGCCUCACAACCUCUACUAUACGUGGGGGCGAGCCGGCCUCGCCACGGGGAAUGUGUGUACCUUCCUUUCCCCGCACGCCAGACUACAGUAACGCGACCUCGACCAGCGCAGGCAGCUCUCAGCGCCGCUGUUACUGUGGUAACCCCAUCCGCACACGCACAGGCAUGUACUAUUGCAGCCCAGACUGCGCACGCGGUGACGCGUUCUCGUCUCUCACCCAUACGCGCUCUGCAUCGUCGGUCUCCACUCUCGGAGACGCGUUCGACGACCGCACCUCUCGCACUUCGUCAGCUGCGUACGGUGACGAUGAUGGGUCGUUCUACCGCCGCAUGAAGCGCGACGAACGUCGAGAGCAAGAGCGCAGGCAACGCGCUGUCCGGUACAGCUUGUCGCCAGAAUCUAUUCGAUCACCCUCUGCUGUGCCCGAGCUGGUCUCGUCACACUCUCGUAACACCUCCACUGCAUCUUCCACCUUGUCCUUCGGCUCAUCAUGUAGCCUCAGUCGCCAUCCUUCCUCGGCGAGCCACACGCCUUUCACCGCCUCGGUUGUCAUUGACGAUGCCAUCAUGGAGGAUGACGAACUCGCCGAGGCGGUCCCCAGCGCCGUGUCAACUCUCCGUGGUGAGGCUCGCCGCCGGCUCACCGAAGAGUCGAAGAGACAGACUCCUCUCGUCGUUGCUGGUGGCAAGGUGUUUGGAACAAAUAUGGCUGUUGAUGACAUGCUCGACGAGAUCAUCAACAUGGAGGAAUCCUUCCGGGUUCCCGAUGAUCCAAUCGAGGAAGUCUCGCGAUACCGCCGCGCCCAAUACACGCCAGACCGCGAGCACUUUGUGCCUACGGCAUACCGUCCACCGCGGACGCCAUCACCGACGCUUCGUCGGCGCAAGAGCGUCAUACCUCCUGCUCCCAACGCACCCGACCGCCGCAACUCGCUGAGCCAGCACCGCCCACCCAGCAUGUAUGCGCACACCUCUUCUCUCUCCGAGUCCCAUACUGCGUUGUACCUCGCGACCGCAUCCCCAGUGGCUCCCUCCCACAAGCCGCGUCACCGUCGAUCGGCCUCGCCCAAGCUCAGCGUCCGCCGUAGCAUCACCUUCUCGCCUCAGACAGCUGGUCCGGCCCUCCCGCGUGCUCCGCGGAGCCGUAUAGACUCGCCUGGCCUCACUCCUGUCCGUCGCAAACACCUCACGCCCACCGCCCACCAUCCUCCGAUGGAGGGCUGGCGCUUCCCCACCGCAUCCUCCAACGACACUCCUACGAACACACGCUACACUGCUCCCAUCCAUGAGGUGCCUGACUUGUAUGUACCGAGCUCCACUGCCCAGGAGGGCGCCGACGCAGCUCCCCAACUCUUGUGGCCCCAGGCGACUCGCAACGGGGACAUGACUACCGCUCAACGCCUGGAACGCACUGUCGGCCAUUACUCGCCCGACGAUGAACUGUUCCAGCCCCCAUCCUCGUCACUCCGUCUCGGCAUGCUCAUGAACUCGGAUUCCGACGACAUGGACUCGGACGACGCCUCGACCGUGCGCGGUUCCAUCCGCGGAUCGAUCCGCGACUCGUUCCUCGCUCCCAUUCCGCCGUUCACGCAGCGGGGCUGGUAA